AUGCCUCGCUCCACUGGAGCCUGAUUUGAUCUGCAAGGAGCGGCACGCCCUAGUGCACCGCCACAACCUACCGGUCCACUACGACUAUCAAAUCCACGCUUUCGCAACGUUUCCCUCUUACACUCUAUCGCGCGCUCCACAAUCUGUAACUUGCGGGAUCCAAAAUGCCUUCAUCGACGAUGUGGACGACUGUCUUCCAGACCACCGCCAUGUACGCGGCUUGCCAAAUUCUCACCCACCAUGCAAGCGAAAACAUAUUCCAGGACGUUUGGGAGAAUCCGGCGGUGAUGAACCUCACAGCUAUCACCAAGAAUGUAACGGUGGCUAGCAAUACUACGAACACUAGCAAUGCUGUGGCCUCCAAAAGUGCUUUUCUUCCCACGGGUUUCAGCUAUGAGAAAGAUGGACUUCCGAUUGACCACGCCACGGCCGACCGCUUGAUCGAGGACGCUAUCAAGGAUAUGGGCAAAGGCAGCGACGAGCCCUCUGAGUUGUCGAUUAGGGUCACUUUAGAGAACGGCACAGUACUGAACAAGACUCUCUCUAUUCCGAAGGUGCAGAAGGAGCCGGAAGAGCAGAAGGAGCCGGAAGAGCAGAAGGAGCCGGAAGAGCAGAAGGAGCCGUUCUACACGAAGGAGCUGCCACUAGAGGUUGUUGCUUAUCUCUUCAUGUGCACGUUGCAGUACUGCUGGCUGUUGGCACUGGAGCGCGCACUACCCGCGCGGUCGCGGCGACGAGAUGUCGUUGUCAAAGAGAAGGACGAAAUGGACGAGGACCGCGAAGAGGAAGUGGUGAAGAAAUGGAUCGCGCAGGGACGCGUGCGGCGUGCCUCGCUCAACUGGUGCAAUACAUUGCUCAAGUGGAUACUGGGCUUGACGGUUGGGCGUGUGUGGUAUUAUGCGGUGCUGCAUGUUGUCCGCCGCUCGCUGAGACUGGGGUCGCCGAGGAAGACUUUGGAGAACAUGCUGGAGGUCGUCGCGAUCAACUAUGUGGGCUCUCUGGUUUACAUCACCCCUCUGGCUGAGCUCAUCGCGUUCGUUGCUGUACCGGCGUACAAACAAAUAUUGUUCGUGGCUGGUGCGGACCUGGCAUGUCACGUCUUUCUUGUGACGGUAGUAGGGAAGCUGGCUGGUUGGGCAGUGCAAACGGACUUUGCGCAGAGUAUGAUACGGAACAUGACCGAAGGCGUGGUGCAGGGCAGAGAGCGGGACGAGGCCUACAGAAUGUUCAAGAACGAACUGUGAGGGCGUGGUGAGAUAGGGUAGUGGCCUGCUUCUCGAGAAGCUGGUUCCUGCAAGCAUUGGGCUGUUCGUCGAUGGCUCGGCACCGACUGCUUCGGCAGGUGAUGCGCCAUCCAACUUCAUCAUGGCGGUGGCUGAUGGCAAUGUAAUCUAGUACGCACUGAAUACUGGCACAACUCAAUCUCGUAC
Molecule: messenger RNA, 1430 nt
Organism: Paraphaeosphaeria sporulosa
Lineage: Eukaryota; Fungi; Ascomycota; Dothideomycetes; Pleosporales; Didymosphaeriaceae
Exons: 2
Coding region: 165-1244 (359 amino acids)
Source: RefSeq, a predicted model, not a curated record